AUGGAGUAUUGCCAUGCCAAAGACUGGUCCGACGAGCGGGAUGCCGCCAACCCUCGCAAUUGGUCGACUCGUGAAAAAGUGUUAUCAACUCUCGCCUUCACGUUCCUGGCUUUCGUGAGCACGAUGGCAGCAUCAAUCUAUAGCCCGGGCUCCUCGGCCGUGAUGACUGAGUUUGGCAUAACCGACGAACUCUCCAUCUUGCCCAUCUCGAUUUACAAUCUUGGCCUCGCCUUCGGACCUCUCAUUGGUGCUCCGCUGAGCGAGACAUCUGGUCGAAAGGCGGUCAUAUUGCUGACCACACCCGCAUUCGCCCUCUUUACGCUCGGUGCGGGCUUGUCGAGAUCCUUGGGUACUCUAGUCAUCUGUCGGUUCUUCGCGGGAGUCUUCGCCGCGCCGGCCAUCAGCAAUGCCUCGGCCACAAUCACAGACUACACCGCCCGGAGGCAUCGCGGUUUCAUGCUCACGUUCUAUUACGCCAUUCCGACCUUCGGAGCCAUGCUGGGUCCGCUUUUGGGCGGGUUUGUGGUCCUCGCGAAGGGCUGGCGUUGGACCCAAUGGACGAUCAUCUUCUUCAUCGUCGCGGCUUAUGUGCCGGUGAUCUUCACACGGGAGACGUACAAGAAGACCAUCCUCCAGCGUCGCGCAAGAAAGUGGAACAUCGAAGGACCCCCGACUCCGCAACGCACUCGGAUAGAAAGUGUCAAGCAUUUCACCACGAUCUUGCUCGUUCGGCCAGUCCACAUGCUGCUGACCGAGCCGGUCGUCACGUUCGUCUGUUUGUAUUGUGGGUUCCUUUUCGGGUUGAUGUAUGUCUUCAUUGUAGCGUCGCCAUGGGUGUAUGUGGAAUACUACGGGUUCGGCACCGUGGGACAGAGCUUGUCGUUUCUCGGCCUUAUCUGCGGAACGCUGUUCGCGGUCAUCCCGCUCAUCACUGCAGACACACUUCUAUAUCAGCCAAAGCUGGCCAAGAGCACUGCUGGAGGUGCACCGGAUGCACCGAGUCUUUCCAAGUACCGUCUCUAUAUGGCGAUGCUGGCAUCGCCGCUAUUACCAUCGUUUCUGUUGCUCUUCGCCUGGACGGCCCGCCCAUCGGUACAUUGGAUUUGUCCCAUCAUAUUCCAAGGGUGUGCGAUGUCGUCCUCGUCCAUGAUCUACACGACAACGAAUCUAUUCAUGAUGGAUACGUAUGGCCCUUUAUUUGGUGCAUCGGCGGCAGCAGCGGCAAUGCUUACUCGAUAUGCACUGAGCACGGUGUUCCCGCUGUUUUCAUUACGGAUGUACCAGUCAUUGGGUGUCGGGUGGGCUUCGACGAUCCUUGCGGGCCUGGCGCUACUCAUGGCGCCGAUCCCGUGGGUUCUGUAUUGGCGAGCGGACAAAAUCACGCAAAAGAUCAAGUACGAAGUCAGUAAUUGA
Messenger RNA from Dissoconium aciculare CBS 342.82, 1413 nucleotides. Its product is annotated as MFS general substrate transporter. Bases 1 to 1413 code for a protein of 470 amino acids. Gene Ontology annotation, biological process: spermine transport; spermidine transport; transmembrane transport. NCBI's taxonomy places the organism in Eukaryota, Fungi, Ascomycota, Dothideomycetes, Mycosphaerellales, Dissoconiaceae. The transcript has a single exon. Gene Ontology annotation, molecular function: spermidine transmembrane transporter activity; spermine transmembrane transporter activity. The record is from RefSeq and is a predicted model, not a curated record.